AUGAAUCCAAAGAAAUACCCCUUGUUCAAGUCAGAGGUAUCAUUCUUGGGACAUGUUGUCUGCAGGGAAGAUGUGAAGACUGACCCACUCAAAGUUGCCACAAUCGAGGGGUGGCCAGUUCCUCAAAAUGUCUCAGAGCUCCGCAGUUUUCUGGGCUUGUGCACAUAUUACCAGAGGUUUGUGGCUGGGUUCACCACCGUCACUGCCCCACUGCAUCACUUGACAAGGAAGGGAGCAUCCUAUCAGUGGACCAAGGAGUGCCAGCAGGCUUUUCUGGCACUGAAGGGAGCACUGGUGGCAGCACCAGUGCUUCCCUACCCUCAGCCUGGCCUGCCAGACAUUGUGGAUAUAGAUGUGAGCUAA
Messenger RNA from Portunus trituberculatus (swimming crab), 363 nucleotides. RefSeq lists its product as uncharacterized. The record is from RefSeq and is a predicted model, not a curated record. NCBI's taxonomy places the organism in Eukaryota, Metazoa, Arthropoda, Malacostraca, Decapoda, Portunidae. The transcript has a single exon. The coding region runs from base 1 to 363 and encodes 120 amino acids.